Messenger RNA from Chara braunii, 3865 nucleotides. The record is from the annotation of a GenBank genome assembly. Lineage: Eukaryota; Viridiplantae; Streptophyta; Charophyceae; Charales; Characeae.
GCUUGGCGACGGGGGGAGGGGCCCGGGGGGAAGGGGGGACGGGCCCGGGGACGGGCGUUGGUGCUGUUUAGCAGUGUUUACCGUGCUCCGGUAUCUGUGGGCGCUGGGCUCCCUGCAAGGCUGCGAUGACGCCCGGGAAAGGGAGGGGAGAUCAGCCAUUCGUUCCGGUUAGUAAGGACAAGCAGAGGGAGGCGGAGUUGAAGUUUUGCGGAUUUAAGUGGAUUACGAAGGGCCAGACGAUGCCGAACUCGAAUGGCAAUUUCCUCAUGCAGUGCAGGCUGUGUGGUCAGGGUUUUCAGGGGAGCCAGACGAAAGUUGCACAACAUUUCACGAUCAAGAACAAUUGCGCCAAAAUCUCUGUGGAGCAGAUGGCGGAGAUCUGGAACAAGACAAAGUACGGGUUCAAUCCAAGCCAUCACCGGAAGAUCGUGGACUUUCUGAAGUCUCGUGGGUUUCGAGACAACAUAUGUGGAUCGGGGAGGGAGCCGACGGGGAAGGAGGAGUUCGAGGACAGCGAGGAGGAGAGGAGGGCAGUCGAGGGUGGAGAUGAUGAUGGUGAGAGUGAUGCAGAGGACAUGGAGGUGCGGCGAGAGGUGGAGCGCGCCAGGGGAAAGAUGAGGAAGGAGAAGGUCGUUGACGAGGACAGCACCCCUGACGAGGACGACGACGACGGCGAUGACGACGAUCAGGGAGCAUACCUUGGGGCCUCUCUGGAUCGGGGGUUGAUGGGCGAUGGCCGUCGUGGCCAAGAGGGGGCAGCCAGGGCGAUGAAGGAGGCUGCAGGAUCGAAGAAGAGAAAGAGGAAGGCGCGAAAGACUGCCACUGAGGCGAGAUCAGCACCUUCUCAACCGAAAAAGAGCAGAGUUCUUCGACAGACGUCCAUGCUGGAGACCUUCGAUCCAGUGUGGCAACGAGAAUUCUCCGACUCCGUCUUGCAGUGGUGGGACAUUGAGGCGACGGGAGCGACCAUCCUCACGGAUGGUCGCAAGUCCAUCACGAGCGACCAGAUAGUCAACUUCCUUACUGCUGGUCCCACGGGCGCGUACCUUUUCAGGACUGUGCAGCGGGACGGUGCUGUUCAGGAAACAGCAGAGGCCGUCGUGGAGCAAUGGAAGGACGUGUUCGACAAGUUCGGUGUCGAAAAGGUGAACGCCAUUUGUACUUAUUCCGCGUCUGCGUAUGUCGCUGCCUCCAAGCUUCUUGCCGAGGAGGAGGUCAAGUACAACCGCAUCACUUGGCUUCCGUGUGCGGUCCAUGUCUGCAACUUGUUGUUGUCAGACAUCGCGAAGGAUGGGCGUGACGGGAGCCUUGGAAAGAGGGAGGACACCAUCAUCAGGGCUCGAGCUGUCGUGCGUUUUAUUAGAGAGCAUAGAGCGGCUCUGAGCCUUUAUCGACGGUUCUCUGCCGCCCACCCCUCUUCCGCCUCCGCGGCGGCUGGUGGUUCCAGCUCUGCGCCAUCCGCGUCUCAGCGGCGAGGCAGGGAGCUUGUGCACCUUUUGCAGACGAGGUUUGCCACCCACUACUUGAUAUUGGAGAGGCUGCUGAAUCGUCGCAGAGCGUUGGAGGCGUUGAUGAUGAGCGACGAUUGGCUGCGGACUGCAUGGAGGUGGUCCAUUUUUCUGCAGGCCAGAUGGUUGCUACGGCGUCUGGAUAGGGGAGGACGCGUGAUGACUCGCAUGUGGUCGUGGGGUUUUGUCAUGGUCGAUAGGGUGGCGAGAGCGAGCCUGAACAAGACGUCGAAGGACGAGCUCCACAUCAAUGUUCAGGCUUGUCAGGCGCGGGUCGCUCAUAUGUUGGAGCCCGCACAUUGCAUGGCCCACCUCCUCAACCCGCGGCACAGGAACAUUACUUUUCUUGGAGCGGCGAGGCGUACCGACCACGAGCGGAUACUAGAAGACGAGUCAUUGCGGUACCUUCGCCGGCAGACUGGUGGUGACGAGGAUUUGUAUCAGACGUUGUGCACGCAGCUGGCGGAGUUUCAUUCUCGGGAGGGCGAUUGGACGUAUGGAGGGGUCGAGGGAGACAGGGAUGCAGCCGCCUGCAAAGGGGAGAAGGAGACGUUACAGCCGUGGUCCGAUCCGGACGACCUGGCCGUGGAGUCAGAGUUUGGAGGUUCUGAUGACGAUGACAACGACACUCCGCUCAUCCAGAUUCCACGUCCUCGCACACGUGCAUCCCCGACAGCCGCUGCACCGUCUCCCGCAGCACGCCCUCCUUCGAGUGCUCCCGACGUCUCGCACCGAGGCCCUGCGGACCGUGUUGAGAGCACGACGCCACACCCUUCGACCGAUCGUCGCGGACAGGGAGGGAUUUGCGAGCGCGGUGAUGAGGGAGACGACGACAAUGGUGACGACAGGGAGGGAUAUGAGGGCAGCAGUGAGGAUGAGGAUGAUCCCUGUUAUUCCCCGAUGCGCGGAGAUGGUGACGAUGACGACGACGAGGGCGGCGACGGUGGACAGGCUGUGGGCGGUUUGCGGAAAUCCGAGAGACAGCGUGGUGACCGAUGCAAUGGUGCAGGCAGCGGAGGCAGAGGGCCGGGUGUUGGGGGUGGAGGGCGCACAAGUGGUGCAGGGCGUGCUGGCAGAGGAGCAGUAAGGCGAGAGUCUACAUCGUCCACUCGCACUGUGCAUUGGGUUGAUGAGGGGAGGCCCGUUGAGGCAGCUGUGGUUGCUCCCUCCCCUGUAGAGGUUGCUCUGUCUCCUGCAGAGUUCGCAGCGGCGUCUAUAGAGGGCGCACCGGUGUCUGCGGAGGGCGCAGGCGGGUUUGCUGGUGGUAGUGGCGAUGCUGGAGAGGUUGAGAGGUCAUCUGCACAGUUGGGUGUCAGUUUCAGCGACAGCAUUUUUGAUGUUUUGUUAGGGCAUCCUCCGACACCGGCAGGGGAGCGUGUUGGUGUCAAUGCGGACGCAGCGGUCGCGCCCAGUGUUGCAUCGAGGGCACGUGUAGCGCGGAUGCUCGAGACGGGCGUUGAGGCAGGUGUUGCAGAGGGCGAAUGCGGCGGUGUGGGCAUAGGGGAUGCGGGCGAGAGACCUGCGUCGCCAGUUCAGGGUGUUUGCGUAUUGCCUCUCGGUGGGGCCAUGUCGGCGGGGGAGUUGAAGCGGCAGGCACUAGAGGACCCGUUGCAGGCAGAUCGCCGCGGGCGGAUGGCCGAGGCGUCGAGGAGAUUGAUGGCAGAGGGCCCGGCUUACGUGCCUUGCAGCCCGUCAGUGCCAUCGUCCACCACAGGUGUCAGCACACCCGCACAUAUGGAGGCAUUGGAGGGUACAGGCGCGGCAAAGGCGACACGGGGCCCCUCGCCGACACCUGCGAGGGAGUCUCCUUCUCCUGAGUCAUGGAAGAAGAAGAUGAGAGCAGGGAAAAGUCUUAGUACUGAGAGGGUCUCCGACCGAGCGACGGACCAGCCCAUGAGCGCACCUGCUGAGGCGACGUUGCCGCAUACCGCAGGGCGUACAGCGGCCACGGGCGACCACGCCGAGCACAAUGCGCCCCCCGGGAGGAGCAUGGCUGCACGUAUAUUGCGGGAGGAUGUGAGGCCAGAGACAAAGCAGCGACCGUCACAGGCACGAGUCGUUUGGGAGUCUGGCAUAGACGAUUUGGAGAUGCCUUAUGGCCAGCGGAGGAGGGUUUCCGUGUACGAUCUUCUUCGACCACAGGGAGGGGUUGAGGCGGCGCCAAAGGGGGAGAUUCAUGCUCCGGAUACUACACACGCGCCGGCAGGCGGCACAGGUCGUGGGGAUGGUGUGACAGGUGUGGUGCCGCAGAGGAGGAGGAAGGACAUUGUGGACGACGAUGAUGCAUAGUUUCACUAUUCGUCUUCUUUCAUCCUCUGAUUGGUAGUAGUAUACAGUAUAUUUAGUGCUUGAGACAA